Prorocentrum cordatum is the source of this 852-nucleotide messenger RNA. The record is from the annotation of a GenBank genome assembly. NCBI's taxonomy places the organism in Eukaryota, Dinophyceae, Prorocentrales, Prorocentraceae.
GCCUGGCCCAGUCCUUACCGGUCGGCGACGCGCACAGCUAAGCCCUACAGACGAUGGGGGGGCUGGCGCCCGCGGCCUGGACGCAGGCGACGGCGGACGCGAAGCGCGCGCUUGGGGACCAUGCCUCGGGGGAACAGCAAGUGAAGCACGCCGAGGGCCGCCGCAAGGGCGAGAAGGGUGGGAAGGACGUCAUGACCGCGCGCGUCCUCCUCCUCACCAAGCUGUGCCUCUCCUCGCCGCGCGAGCUCGCGAACCUCGCGGGCACCUGUGCUCCAGACGUGGGAGCUCGCCGGAUCGGGGGGAGGCAUCGGCGAGAUCAUGAUCCAGUCGGGCAUCAAGCACGACGAAACAUCCAGAAGCAUGAAAGAACGACAAAGAGCAGGAGAAAAGGGUAGACUUCCGUGUUCGAGGACCCCCACGCGUCCAGAUGUGGGCCGCCGCUUCGCUCUUUCUCAGCAACAACGCGGCGGCCUUCCUGGACGGCAAACCAGAGUACUUCGAGGACGAGAAGAAGAAGAAAUGCCACGAGUACUUCGCGAAGUACGUCCAGUCUGCGGAGCCGACGACGGUGGGCAAGCAUGUGCUCCACUUCCGCUAUCGGAAGCACAAGGGCAGGAAGAACGCGGAGGCGGACAGCGCUGCAGCCAGCAGCCAGGGAGCAGCAGCAGCAGCCAGCAGCGGCAGCAAGAAGGGCCGCCUGACGUUCGCCUUGAGUUACGAUGGCCCAGGAGAUCCUCAUCUGGUACCUCAACCACGAGAUCGCCUAGGCAGUGCAGUUGGUGGGUCCUGCCCCGAGGGGCCCUCUCGAGCGCGAGGCGGCCCGCCUCCUGGACGCGAUCGAGAAGAAAUGAG